UUGUGUCAUGCAUGUUGUAGUCGCCAUUUUGAUGCUUCUCGGUGUGUGGGCUAAGGCGAUGAAUGUCUCUACAGUACAGUACAGUGCAGCUAGUUUACCCACAUUCAAUAUUGAAUCUCGUACUACUGCAUAGGAUGGGAUUUUUAUGAGUACUGCAUUUUUACUCUGACGGAUUAAUUUUAACGAAUGAGAUUGUGGACCUUUGGAAAAUGUUUUUUUUUACGGCGUACGUCAGAUUAGAACGAUUUAUCGGAAUGCGAAGUCUGAUUUUAGACUGUUUUGUAACUUCGCAUGCUAGCCAUCUAACGUUAGUGAAUCAAUGUUAGUCACAACCGGAUUGCUAACGAAUGUACUUUGCAUCAAGACUUGUGGAACAUGUAGCUAAAAGCUAUGCUAUUGGAUUACAUGGAAAACAUCAGUCUGAAGAGGCACUGGAAGCGACGUGGUCCCGAAACGCCAUUUCUAGACACUGUAUUAAAUUGUUUUUAGAAGCCAUGCGAAGAUCUUGCUAGUAACUUUAGCUGGCUAGCUAGUUCGCUAUGCGGCUAGCUGAAAUAGAACCGUGGCUAUCUAUUAUAACGUUAACAUUUCACGGUGCCUUUUUUCAUCAUGGCUGUGUAGGGAACGCACAACAAGCUACAAGUGGUUUUCACUUAACGUUGCUCCUCACGUUCUAGACAUGUGUAUAACAGACCAUCAAUAAUACUUUUUUUUCGAAGAAUCCAUAUACAUUAUUGAGUUGUUAAUUGUCGGAUAUUCUGAAAUGUAUUUUCCAAUACAAGCAGCCUACAGGUCGAAAGUUGAUUGUUGACUAUUCCUAUAUUCCAAAACGGAUAUCUGAAGUGCAAUCCUAUUGUGUUGGACGAAAUAAACCUGUUUGGCUUUUAAAUGGGAUGUGAAGUUAACGGUAACCGAAUGCUGAGUGAUAACUACAGUAUUGCUGCUGUAUAAUUAAGCAUUGAAGUUAAAAUCGAACCUCCAACGGAAGAUGACAAGUCAAAGAAAAGGGCAAUACUGCUGUCCUCAUAGAAAUAUGAACGCUUCAUUCGAUUCUCCAGUUUGACCACAUCCAUAGCAUUGGACCUUCAAUUAUGAUUUUUGGAUUGAUACCCCAGGAGUUACAUGAACAGCUCCUUGACUUGAAGAACUACAAAAAUAGAACAAAUGGUGUGGAACAGCUUAAAAACAUCCUAUUUGGAUUGGAUUUAAAACAAGUCCCCUCAGACAGUAUUGUGGAAUUUAUCAACUUCCUCCGUGUGCUCCUGGAUGAUAGCAACUUCAAAGUUCUGUAUGGCACUUUACAGGUGAUAAAUCUUCUUAUCCAGAAAUUGGAUUACAAUGUAGACAAAUAUUUCAAACAGAUUGCGUAUGUUGCUCUGAAAACCCUUGGGGACACUCGAGCAGUCACCAGGGUUGAGUACAUGAAUUUGUUUAGGCAGUUGACUCGAACUGUAGGGCCACAAAAAGUGUUGGACCUUGUCAUUGGACAACUGAGACACAAGAACUCCAGGGUCAGAGAGGAUGUCAUCAACAUCAUUACAGCAGCUGUGCUCACCCACCCCAGGAAAGACUUUAACAUUCCCAGUCUCUGCUUUGAAGUUGCACCAUGUCUGGCAGACAGCAAGAAAAAGGUCCGCCAUGCAGCCCUAGAAUUAUUUGCUGUUUUUGACCAUUGCCUUGACACAGGGAAAAGGCAGCCCCUAAUGAAAGCUGUAGACAGAGUUGAGCUCAAUGGGGAUGUGGAGGGUCUAAUGGCAGCUGUUCAAGCAAGAAGAGCUAGGCACAUACUCCCCAGGCUGUCCUCUGAUGGGCUGGUGGAGUACGCCUUGGUAAUCCCCAAACCAGGACAACGACGCUCACCUCAGUUUGGGUCAGGAGCUGACAUUGAGUGGGUGCUCAAUGGUGGGCGUGUCAGCAGUGCCAGAAGCAUCCGGACGGAACCAGACUCUGGCAGGAUUUAUCAUGGUUAUGGAAGCUUGGGCUCCCUUGUUGAUGACCUUCCACUGCAGAGGAGAAUUGUUAGUGCAGGCAAAGGGAAAAACAAGUUACCCUGGGAGAGGUCAAGCCUCCCUUCCACAGUGAAGACCCAGCCAUGCAGUUCCUCUAAUGGAAAAUCCUCUAAUCAGGCUGCCACUGAAGACUGCCUGUCUGACUCUCUGAAGCUGAGCCCUGAGACAUAUGUCCCCAGUUUUGGUGCUGCUGAUGCCAAUACGCUCCUAUCUUCUAGAAGGAGGGAACCUCUGGGAUGCCUGAGGAGGAGCGGGAGUCUCGACUCAGACCCUGACAUCUUUAAAUCUUCUAACUUCUCUGACACAGAGGGAGUUGUGCCACACAAAGCCCAUCUUGUUGGAAACCCCGGCGUUGAGCGCACCUUCUCGCUCCCCUCCAACCCCUCAGUCCAGGGCAGCUUCCUACUGCCCUCCUACCCUCUGGCCACGCUCCCUAGUGGCAUGCUCACCCCAACAGUGUCCCGCCGCCGCGCUGACUCCUCACUGUCUAUGUCCAACACCUGGCCCAACAAGAGAGAGAGCAGCCCGAGCAGACGAGACCCCAGCCCCUGGAGAGAGAUUUCAAAGGAGUUGUCAGGCAGCCGCUGUUCUCCGCGGCCUCUCCGCGCCUCCCUGGUAAGCUCCUCGUCUGCCUCGUCCUUCAGGCGGGCUCUGAGCGGGACACGGACCAUGCUGCCCCUUUCCCCAUCCCCGGGCUUUCCCCUGCCUGAGAGGGGCCAGGGCCUUCAAGCUCCAUCCCAAUCCGGCCUACAGGACCAUCCCUCUGAGAGGAACCUCCAUCUAGACCUUGAGCACCUCAGCCUGCAGGACCAGAACCAUGAAGAGGAUCCUUUGGACCGGCAGGAGAUGCUGAACUCCCUGCGCUCACUCCGCACCAGCGCUGCGAAAAGGAGGGCCAAGGUGAGUCUGAGUGGCUCGGACCCUGACCCAGAUAGCCCGGACUCGGCCCUGAAACUGGAGCUGGUUCUGGACUCUUCCUCUCACAUCUCCCCCACUGUCACCAGCCCAGCCAGCGAGAGCGGCCUCUCUAGCCUGUACUCACCCCCGAACUCCACCCUCAACAGCACCAAAACCAGUCCUGGGAAUUCCGCCGUCUGUUCAGCAAAGCAUAGCGCUAGAGUGCCUUCUGCCAAGCUGAGGUCAGCUGUAUCUAUGGACUUCACUGCCCUUCAAGCAGGCUUUCCACUCAAAGAUAAAAUUGCAGCUGAUGUGAGUGUGGUUGGUCAGAGAGUUGCCUACUCGAAUGGACCAAUGGAACCUGAUGAAGACGACCCAAUUAGAGAAUACUCUCCACCCCCAACUAGACCUGCCUGCCGGGAGCCAAUCAGAGCCCUGAGGCCUGCCAAAGGUUUCCACAGCUACAGUAACAGGAAGACAUCGGCCACUGACAUGCCUGAAGGUGUGGUUGGUAGAGGAGUGUUUGGCUCUGUGGUUCUGUCCGACCGUCCAGGGGUUGCAGUCUCGAUGGACCAGGGCGACUGUAUGACCAGACUGCCUAGUGGCCACGCCGUCCCCAGCCAUCACCUUGACCCCGACUACAACCCAGACGCAGAGGAGGUUAGGGAGAACGGGAGAAUGCUGAGGUUUGCCAGGGAAAUGGCUCCACAGCGGCUGGACCAGCAGGAGGUCCAGCCAGGUCUGGGGGAUUGCCAGGGACUUGACCAGACGCCUCACCUCAGACAAGCGCAUGAUCACAAGUAUGCAGUGGACACGUCAGCCAUGUACACAGACAUCCAUCUAAAUGGUAGCGUGGCGACAUCCACCAAGGGUGACUCUCUUCCAGACAGGUCACCCACCAGCCCUACCAUCCCCCAAGGCACCCAGAGCCCCGUGAAAUGUUUCAGCCCCCCGCACCAGCCCAGCCCCCCCACGGUCCCUCCCAGCCAGAGGAGCACUCAGCCCCGUCUCAGGAGGGCUCCCAGUCUCAGCAGAACACGGCUCCCAGUCUCUGCAGAGUCUCUCUCACACAGCUCAGAUGAAUUGUCCCCCGGCACGCCCAGCCAGAAGAAAGACCUGGCAGAGCAGCCUGAACUACGUCCCUUCUCCAAACCUGAGCUAGCACUAACACAGGGCUUCAAACUCCUCAGUUCAGACGACUGGGAGAAGAAGAUUGAGGGCCUGACCUUACUCCGCGGUCUGACGCAGUACCAUUCAGAUGUACUGCAGAACAGACUGCAUGACGUCUGUCUCGCGCUCAUCCAAGAGGUAAGGAACCUUCGGUCGGGCGUGUCCCGCGUUGCCGUGGGGACCGUGGGUGAGCUGUACGCCGCGCUGCAGAAAGGCAUGGACCAGGAGCUGGAGGGCACGGCCAAAGCUCUGCUGCAGAAGGCCGGGGAGUCCAAUGCCUUCAUCAGGCAAGAUGUGGACACGGCGGUGGACAGCAUGGUGCAACACUGCACCCCCACCCGGAGUCUGCACGCCCUGCUCACUGGAGGCCUCGGUCACCUGAAUUCAGUGGUGAGGAAAUGUGCGGCUCAUCACAUGGCCAAUCUGCUGGAGAACAUGGGGCCGGCGCGCGUGCUGUCCGGGGGGAAGGACCUCACUGACCGCGUCCUGCCUGCUGUCACCAGGCUGGCGCAAGACUCCUCCCAGGAAGCCAGGUAUCAAGGGCGACGGAUGCUGCUGUUUCUGUCGACACACCGGGACUUCGAUAAGAUGUUGGAGAAAUAUGUCCCUGCCAAAGACCUGGCUCCCAUCAGAGACACUGUGUUCACACUGAAAACUAAGGGCCUGGGAGAGAUGCCCCAGGACACCCCAUCAGCCAGAGGGCGGCGUUCCCUCCCUGGCAGCGGGACGGUCAGGGCCUCCUCUCUGAACAGGGAACCCCUCAAAGUGGUCAACAGGGAGGCUGGCCAGCACGGCGGCAGACCCCCGGCUCACAGCAUUGCAGACAAGACCGAGUACGUGAAGCAGCUCACAGCCCUGCUGGGUUCAAAGGACUUCAGAGAGCGCAUUAAGGGCAUCGACCAGCUGGUGGGGGACUGUGAGCACAACGCCAACAUGGUCGUCGGCAGCAUCUUUCCAGUGUUUGAUGCCUUUAAAGCCAGACUGCAGGAGUCCAACAGUAAGGUCAAUCUGUAUGCUCUGGAGUCCCUGCAGAAGAUUGUGAUGCUGAUGAAGGAUAACCUGGCCCAGGUGGUGUACAUCCUGGUCCCAGGCAUUGUGGACAAUCACCUCAACUCAAAGAACAACGCUAUCUAUACCGCUGCUACUGGAGCCAUUCACGCUCUCAUCCACAACCUGGAUAACACCCUUCUACUCCAGCCUUUCUGCACCAAGGCCCAGUUUCUGAGUGGCAAGGCUAAAGUGGACCUCAUAGAAAAGGUUGCUGAUCUGGUGAUGGAGCUGUAUCCUCGUAAGCCCCAGGUGGUGGAACAGAAGGCUUUACCGCUGCUCUGGCACCUCCUGGGCACCUCCUGCCCCAGCGGCACAGUUCAUGGCCGGGGGGGCAGUGUGCGGGGGGCCACCGCCAACCUGUGCCAAGCCCUUUAUGCCCAAAUGGGGCCGGCUUUGGCAGAGUGUGCUGCUUCCCAGCCUGCCAACGUCCACAAGGGCCUCAACGAGCUCCUGAGGGUCCCACAUAAAACCUUCAAAUUACCAGCAAAUUCACCCGACAGAACAGAAACCCUGACUGACCUUACUUGAAGACAGAUGUUCUACAUUUCUAAUAGUGCCUGCACUUUUUUAAAUAUUAUAGAGUAUGUGAACUCCUUGAGAGCCCUUAAAUCAACCUGCUUCUCAGUAAAGGAGCAAAGGCAGACAGACUUCAGCUGUUGGUAUCAGGUCUUACAAUCUCAACCACCUGCUCUCUUUGCACUUUGGAAAAAAUAGCUCACUAUCAUGAUAGUUGUCGUCAUGAAUACUGCUUUGGAUGUAUCGUCAUUUGAUUGUUGCUGUUGGUUUUUCUUAAACUUAUUGUACACAAAUCAGAGACAACAUUGCGAAGAAUGUACAAGUGAAAUGCACAAAAAAGAGAACGGGACCUAUUUUUGUUUCAUUAAAGGUAAUAUGUAAUAUUUUUUAUGUGUAUUAUAUGGUUGUUUGAAAGAUUAGUCCGAAUUAAUUAUUAUAAAUUACAAAUGUUGUGUAGCUCCAAUGUGAUUGCACAGUAUUCGCCUGAUUUGUAAUUUAUGCUGUAUAAUGUUGCAGUAUAUAAUUUAUCUAUUGCAUAUGGUUUCAAAAUCCUGUUGUUACAAUGUGUUGAAUUGUUCUGACAGAGCUUUUGUCUUAGUUAUUUUUUGCAUGACCAAAAUGUACUGACAGGAUAAAAAUAUAUAUUUUUUUCUUAAACAUAUACAGUAUAUAUAUAUAUAUAUAUAUGUACAUUUUGGGUGUAAAACUAUUAUAUUGGGUGUGUAAAACAUUGAAACCAUUUAGCUUUAAACUUACAAAUGAUUCAGAGACAUUAAAGCCCAGGUUUCUUAUUGUGUCAGUAUAGUGCCAGUUUGGAAGUAGCCUUUCACAAUUCCGUGGUUACAUUUUAUUGAACGUCAUUGUUAAAAAGAGAAAAUGCAGAUUGAUAUAUAAAGUGUUUAUUUCUGUAAA
Messenger RNA from Esox lucius (northern pike), 6554 nucleotides. RefSeq names its product TOG array regulator of axonemal microtubules 1 (gene togaram1). The coding region runs from base 1092 to 5654 and encodes 1520 amino acids. Gene Ontology annotation, biological process: microtubule cytoskeleton organization. Gene Ontology annotation, molecular function: microtubule binding. The record is from RefSeq and is a predicted model, not a curated record. NCBI's taxonomy places the organism in Eukaryota, Metazoa, Chordata, Actinopteri, Esociformes, Esocidae. The transcript is spliced from 22 exons. Gene Ontology annotation, cellular component: cytoplasmic microtubule; cilium.